CCGAGCCGUAUCGAGCGUGGCCGAGGCCGACCGUGUAGUGGAAAUGCGCCAUUAGUGCAGUCGACAAGACCAUGGAGGAAACGUUCAUGCGCUUUGCCAAAUCAUCAGGUGGCUUCACUGGACUAUACAGCCAGUUUGGGGCAUACCAGAGGUGGUGUCAAACAACCUCCACACGGGCACAGUUUUAUCAAAAGACCCUUGAGAUGGUGGACCUCAUCAAAGACCCAGACUGCCCAAGGGCGGGGAAACAUCGGGAGCUGGAGAAGGCAGAGGUCAAAAAGGGUGAGGAGGCCAUUCAGCGAACCAUCGUGACAAUUAGGAACUUUAGGAACCCCUUCACCAUCUCAGACAAGGACAGGCUCUACUCCCUGGCUUCUGGUGCUCCUGUCCUCAUGGAGGUCGAGAUGGACGUGCUACAAGCAGAAACUGUGGACAAGGCUGCUAAAGCUGAGUUCAUCAAACGGCUACAGAGCAGAGAGCCAGCUAGCUUCUUUGACCCAAUCAAAAAGAAGAAGCUCAAGACCAUGGAAGCUUGUAACAAAAAGGUCACCCUCACAUCCUCACAGGGAAAGGUCAUCCAGUAUCAGGAGCAAAACAAUCUUGCUUUCCUGCUCCUUGUCAAGUCACAACGUGCAGAGGACCCAUUGGUCUUGGAGGAACUCAUGAAAUAUCCCCUAAUGCCUGUGCCCCCUAGCCUUGGGACACCAGAUGGGUUUUUCUCCAAGACUAAUAAAGCGGCUCUUCUGCACUACAAUCUGGAGGACACCACCCCAAAGGAUCUGCCAUACCCUAAGGAUGCCCUGUUCAUCCAGGAUGGCAUGGCUCUGCUCCAUGUCCUCACCAACCUUCCCCCAACAUGUGGGGAGAUAUGCCUACAAGUGCUUGAUCAGAUGGUGGCCAAAAAGCACUUUUUGUUCUCGACUGACAGUUACCAUCCAGGAUCUAUCAAAGCACAGGAGAGGUUGAGACGUGGCAGUUCAGAGAAGAUAAUUUUGGCUGGACCAGCAACCAGGAAGCCAUAUGACUUCAAGAUGUUUCUCACAAAUGAUGACAACAAAAAGCAACUCUGCCAGCUCCUGCUGCGAGUAUGGAGUGAUCAACAGGCAGCUUCAAGGCUGGAGAGAACAGAAAUGGCAGUGCUGAUCGUGGAAGGGAGAGCCCAUCAACUUCUCUCCUCAAACGGCAAGGUUGAGGUACGUGAGCUCCCCACAAUCUACAGCAACCAGGAAGAGACUGAUACAAGGGUGGUACUCUACCUUCAUCAUGCUGCUGCCCUUGGGUACAAGAAUGCUGUAGUCAGAACACCUGACACAGAUAUCUUUGUGAUUCUUCUUUACCACGCUCAUGCCAUCAGGCUGACUAUAUACCUGGAUACGGGGUCAGGGAAACAUAGACAACUUCUCAACCUCUCUGAGCUUGCAGAAUCCCUGGGAGAAGACUACUGUGCCACACUUCUUGGAUUCCAUGUGUUCAGCGGAGAAGACUGCACCAGUGCCUUCAAAGGGAAGGGGAAGGUGGGGCCCUUGAAAAAGCUGGAGAAGAACCCAAAGUUUCACAGGGCGUUCAGUCAACUCGGUGACAACUGGAAUGUCAAGCCUGAGGUGCUGAAGCAGUUGGAGCAAUUCACCUGUCUGAUAUAUGGAGAGAGUCGUGAGUCUUCAGUGGACGUAGUCCGUGCCAAGUUGCUGCGCAAAAUGGUGGGGCAGGACGAUAAACUCACUGCCAAGUCUAAGGUUGACCUGGCUCGCCUUCCUCCAUGCUAUGAUGCUCUGAAGCCGCACGUCCAACGUGUGAACCAUCGCGUCGCCCUGAACAAGCGAGCUGAUGAAUCAAUUUUAGAAAAACCAAACCCCUAUGAUGAGGAGCAGGGAUGGAUGAGGACUGAUGGAGUGUUGAGACCGGUGUGGUCCUGUGGUCCUGUCCUGCCAACCUCCCUGGUUGAUCUCCUGGACACGACAGAGCGUGAACAGGAAGAGGAAGAGGAAGAGGAAUUUGACUCUGAUGAUAGCAUUGAAAACGAUGAUUGAGUAUUAAUCAGAUAGUGGAGAGCCAAACCUUGACUGCUUAUCUGGAAUGGGAAAGAGUAGUCACAUCAAUACUUAUAUUAUGAUGUUUGACCCUUGCUGUAGGCUAGUACAAAACAAAUAAAUAUUGGUUAAAUACACAACAUCUGUCUCGACACCUUAUUUGUUCACUUACUGUACUGCAAUAUUGGCGUCUCUUAAUUUGCAUAGCAUGCCACAGAUACAUGUGAUCACUUUGGGAAUAGUUUUAUUGUGAUCUUUGACCAUCAAAACAUGGGUCUAGACACAUUAUUUGUUCAUUUAUCUGCAAUAUUGGCUGAGAUAGAGUGAAAAGUGUGAAAAUUCCGUUUUUGGUAAUGGUGACACUAAUUUGCAUAAAAAAUACAUGUGGGACAUACAGACAACAUUUUAACAUAGCUCAUCAUUUUCUACAUACUUUUUCCACUUAGGAAACACUGUAUAUAAGUAUAUUUCUGUGUCGGUGCAAAAUACACCGUUCUUGGUACAAGACUAAAAUGCUAUUUUCUUGUAAUGGCGGCACUAAUUAGCAUAAUAGCAUGCCACAGACACAUGUGAUCACUUUAAGAAUAGUUUUAUUGUGUUCCUUGACCCUCAAAACAUGGAUCUGGAUACCUUAUUUGUUCAGUUAUCUGCAAUAAUGGCUGAGAUAUAGUGAAAGGUGUAAAAAGAGUGAAACUCGAUUUUUAGGGUAAAUAAACACUAAUUUGGGAAAAAAAUAUACGUGGGACAAUUUGCCAACUUUUUAACAUAGCUAA
Messenger RNA from Trematomus bernacchii (emerald rockcod), 2800 nucleotides. RefSeq lists its product as uncharacterized. Lineage: Eukaryota; Metazoa; Chordata; Actinopteri; Perciformes; Nototheniidae. The record is from RefSeq and is a predicted model, not a curated record. Bases 72 to 2027 code for a protein of 651 amino acids. The transcript has 4 exons.